UAAAUUUUCAUUAGGGUUAUGUAUAAAAUGGAUAGUGAAUCCAGAACAUUCUAUUAUAUUGUUAUUUUUUGGGUGCUUCUAGUGCUUCUCGGUUCUAUAUUGCAAAGAUGCUGUGCUUAUCGAGAACUUCAGAACGUUUAUACCAGCUAUCUUUAUGGCGAUACUGGACCACCUAUCGAUUACUUUGACCAAGGAAAUGAAACAGGAAGUGUAAGAUGUUCGGAAAUUUUAAUCACUCGAAUAGAAGGAGGACCUUCAGUGAAAACAAAUGAGUUUGACAAGCCUCCCAGCUAUGAUGAAGAUCUUCCCACAUACAAUCAAGCAAUCGAGAUGGAGAAAAAAAUUAAAAUUCAUAGAAGUAAGGAGAAAACUACAUCGAAAGGUGUUGUGUGAAUCAUCUGAGGAAUAUUUUCAAUUAUUUGGAUUCUGUUAAUUUAAUUGCCGCAUGGUAAUUAUUCAUUAUGAUUGAUAAAACAGCGAAUUCAAGGUUUCAAUGUUGAUUUGUGGUGUAUAGGUAUAUUACAAAUGAUCAAGUAAGGACAGCUUCACAAUAAAUAAUUUUCGAUA
Harmonia axyridis is the source of this 567-nucleotide messenger RNA. RefSeq lists its product as uncharacterized. The record is from RefSeq and is a predicted model, not a curated record. Lineage: Eukaryota; Metazoa; Arthropoda; Insecta; Coleoptera; Coccinellidae. The transcript is spliced from 3 exons. Bases 19 to 393 code for a protein of 124 amino acids.